AUGAACGCCCUCCCCCUUCUUGAGCCCAGUGCUCCUCUUAGAGCUGUACGCAAGUCCUUCUGCAUCCCACGGGUUGCGCGGCUGCUGCUGCUGCUGCUGCUUCACACUCACACUCGCCCAGCUCUGGGACCUCCUGUGACGGGGAGCCCGAGACUCAGACGAUGGCAAAGCACUGUUGCCCGUGUUCGCACCACUGGUAACGCUGCUGAUGCUGACAGGUGUGACAGCGCCGCUGACAGGACCUACUCUCCCUACUCUUACAACUCCCCUUACAACUCCCCUUACAACUCCCCUUACAACUCCCCUUACAACUCCCCUUACAACUCCCCUUACAACUCCCCUUACAACUCCCCUUACAACUCCCCUUACAACUCCCCUUACAACUCCCCUUACAACUCCCCUUACAACUCCCCUUACAACUCCCCUUACAACUCCCCUUACAACUCCCCUUACAACUCCCCUUACAACUCCCCUUACAACUCCCCUUACAACUCCCCUUACAACUCCCCUUACAACUCCCCUUACAACUCCCCUUACAACUCCCCUUACAACUCCCCUUACAACUCCCCUUACAACUCCCCUUACAACUCCCCUUACAACUCCCCUUACAACUCCCCUUACAACUCCCCUUACAACUCCCCUUACAACUCCCCUUACAACUCCCCUUACAACUCCCCUUACAACUCCCCUUACAACUCCCCUUACAACUCCCUUACAACUCCCCUUACAACUCCCCUUACAACUCCCCUUACAACUCCCCUUACAACUCCCCUUACAACUCCCCUUACAACUCCCCUUACAACUCCCCUUACAACUCCCCUUACAACUCCCCUUACAACUCCCCUUACAACUCCCCUUACAACUCCCCUUACAACUCCCCUUACAACUCCCCUUACAACUCCCCUUACAACUCCCCUUACAACUCCCCUUACAACUCCCCUUACAACUCCCCUUACAACUCCCCUUACAACUCCCCUUACAACUCCCCUUACAACUCCCCUUACAACUCCCCUUACAACUCCCCUUACAACUCCCCUUACAACUCCCCUUACAACUCCCCUUACAACUCCCCUUACAACUCCCCUUACAACUCCCCUUACAACUCCCCUUACAACUCCCCUUACAACUCCCCUUACAACUCCCCUUACAACUCCCCUUACAACUCCCCUUACAACUCCCCUUACAACUCCCCUUACAACUCCCCUUACAACUCCCCUUACAACUCCCCUUACAACUCCCCUUACAACUCCCCUUACAACUCCCCUUACAACUCCCCUUACAACUCCCCUUACAACUCCCCUUACAACUCCCCUUACAACUCCCCUUACAACUCCCCUUACAACUCCCCUUACAACUCCCCUUACAACUCCCCUUACAACUCCCCUUACAACUCCCCUUACUCCCCUUACAACUCCCCUUACAACUCCCCUUACAACUCCCCUUACAACUCCCCUUACAACUCCCCUUACAACUCCCCUUACAACUCCCCUUACAACUCCCCUUACAACUCCCCUUACAACUCCCCUUACAACUCCCCUUACAACUCCCCUUACAACUCCCCUUACAACUCCCCUUACAACUCCCCUUACAACUCCCCUUACAACUCCCCUUACAACUCCCCCUUACAACUCCCCUUACAACUCCCCUUACAACUCCCCUUACAACUCCCCUUACAACUCCCCUUACAACUCCCCUUACAACUCCCCUACAACUCCCCUUACAACUCCCCUUACAACUCCCCUUACAACUCCCUUACAACUCCCCUUACAACUCCCCUUACAACUCCCCUUACAACUCCCCUUACAACUCCCCUUACAACUCCCCUUACAACUCCCCUUACAACUCCCCUUACAACUCCCCUUACAACUCCCCUUACAACUCCCCUUACCACUCCCCUUACCGCUCCCUUACACCGCUCCCCUACCACCGCUCCCCUUACCGCUCCCUUACCGCUCCCCUUACCGCUCCCCUUACCGCUACCCCCCCUUACGCUCCCUUACCGCUCCCCUUAAACUCCCCCCUACCCUCCCCUUACCGCUCCCCUUACCCUACCGCUCCCCUUACCACCAGCUCCCCCCCUUACCGCUCCCCUUACCUACCGCUCCCCUUACCGCUCCCCUUACCGCGCUCCCCUUACCUACCGCUCCCCCUUACCGCUCCCCUUACCCUCCCCUUACCGCUCCCCUUACCGCUCCCCUUACCGCUCCCCUUACCGCUCCCCCCCCCCUUACCGCUUCCCCUUCCCACCGCUACCGCUCCCCUUACCGCUCCCCUUACCGCUCCCCUUACCGCUCCCCUUACCGCUCCCCUUACCGCUCCCCUUACCGCUCCCCUUACCGCUCCCCUUAA
Molecule: messenger RNA, 2349 nt
Organism: Closterium sp. Yama58-4
Lineage: Eukaryota; Viridiplantae; Streptophyta; Zygnematophyceae; Desmidiales; Closteriaceae
Source: the annotation of a GenBank genome assembly